AAUGCAAAUAGACUCAUCUUAUUUAUUUCUUUAACGCAGAAAAAUCCCUGAAACAAUCAUGACAUAUUAGCACCACUUUCUUUUAGCUCUCUUGCAUUUUUCAAGAAGAAAAAGAAUCAUCUUUCUGAUAUUUUCAGAACUAAUUAAGCAAGAAUUUUUAAAGGCAAGUCAAUUUCUGUUCCAAGCCAUGGUUUCACUGCAACAGUUGCAGAAAGAAGUAAAUCCACUUCAAAAUUUCUAUAAUUCAGCGACAUAUUCAAAACAAGUCAUCAGCUUCCCUCAACAAGAUAUUCUCACUAACGCCACCUUUCAUUAUAAAGAACUCGCUGCGAAGAAACACAGUGAGGCUGAAAGGAGAAGACGACUCCGAAUCAAUGGCCAGUAUGCUACUCUUCGGACCUUACUACCCAACUUAGUCAAAGUGGACAAGGCAUCUGUGCUAGAAGAGACGAUUAAAAGCGUAAGGGAGCUGCAGAAGACUGUGAAAGAAUUAAAAGCAGGGGGAGGAGAUCGUCGCAAAAAUGAAUUCCCGAAUGAGGUGAAUGAGCUGAACUUAAGCUACUCUAACGAAGAUGGAGGGUUAGUGAAAGCGACAUUGAGUUGCGAGGAUAAGCCGGGAUUAAUGUCAGACAUAGCGAGGGCUGUUAGGUCAGUGAAAGCAAGGGUGUUGAAGGUUGAAAUGGCGACAGUGGGUGGUAGAAUCAAAUGUGAAUUGUUGAUUCAAGGAUUUAAAGGAAACGAAAGCAUGGUAAUGCUGAAGAAAGCCUUAAAAUUAAUCAUAGAUAAGCCUGCUAGCUUGCCAGGAAAUGGUAACAAGCUUUGUUUCUAUAAGUGAUUAUGUUUUCUUUUAUGCUGAAAUCCCCAUAUAUACUUCAGAAUUUGAAACUAGAGCCUCUAACAAAAUUCUGGUAUUAUAGGGAGAUUCUAUAAGAAAAUAUAGCAAACUUCACAAUGGAGUAUGGUAUUAGAGAUCAUUUAAAAGAAUUACAUCUCCAAAAGUUGAAGUUUCAUUAUCAUUAAAAGAUUCAUAUAUGGUUAUACGAAAA
Mangifera indica (mango) is the source of this 1046-nucleotide messenger RNA. RefSeq names its product transcription factor bHLH131. NCBI's taxonomy places the organism in Eukaryota, Viridiplantae, Streptophyta, Magnoliopsida, Sapindales, Anacardiaceae. Gene Ontology annotation, biological process: regulation of DNA-templated transcription. Gene Ontology annotation, molecular function: protein dimerization activity; DNA-binding transcription factor activity. The transcript is spliced from 3 exons. The record is from RefSeq and is a predicted model, not a curated record. The coding region runs from base 188 to 835 and encodes 215 amino acids.